CCAACCUCUUUCUCUCUCUCUCUCUCUUGGAUGGAGGGCUCCGCAUUGAGUACCCAAUUUCCGCCAACGUACUAGGAAAUGGCGAAGGAAACAAGUUGAUAAAAGGGGGGUUGUGAAGUUCUUAUAAGUGUGAAGCCUCUUUCCAGUCCUUUCUACUCGAGAGACGUCGAGGAAGGUCCGGCAAGUCGGGCGGGAUUCGUCGAAGGAUUAUUCCUUUCUCAACCAGAUUAAGCUAGGUAGGCCUUAUGUUGGAGCCAUUCCAUCGCUGUAGUCUAUUCUCGACCGUUGGAGCCAAUAUACCGCCGUCGCCGAUUAAGCUAGAUAGGCCUCAUGUUGAUCUUGUAAGCGAUCCUGCCUGUUGCGAGAAUUAUCCACUUGCUGGUUUGCACAUAAAGCCUCUUUCCGAAGGCGUGGGCUUGCAAAGUCUAAGACUAUGGAUGAGCAUAUGCAACAAAAUGACAGACCUGAGAUCCGUUCACAUUUACUUGUCUCCAAACUUUGCAAUUUCGAAAGAUGGAGGAUAUCCCUUUUCCUGGUGGUGAUUGAACAUUAGGUCUUCAAUAGGGUUACGCUAGAGCGGCACACCAGGGUUUUAAGGUCAGUGCAGGUAUAUUUGUUGCUGCAUUGCUACAAAUUCAUCUUGCGAUGGCCAAUUUAAGCAGUGGCGCAGCAUUAGCCGAUGCAGUUAGAGAGCUAUUGGAUGCUGUUUUGGAGGCAAAAGUUCGUAUUCCAGAGAUUAAAGACCAUAUGAAGCGGCUUAAAUAUGCAUUGGAAUCUCUAAGUCCUCUAAUUCAAGAAGCGAAACGACUAGACAUGGUGUUGACCGAUCAUCAAAGAGAAGAUAUGAAUGGUCUCUGCUGCCAACUGAGAGAAGGUAAAGAGCUAGUUCUUAAGUGUUCCAAGCUUUGCUGUUUUAAUCUUUGGAAGAAGCACAAGUAUGCAAAAGGAUUAACUGAGCUGGAGACCGAAAUUUUGAGGUUUUCACAGGCGAAUUCACAAACCGAUACAUGGGUGGACUUGAAGAAACUUUUCUCAUUGAAAGGGUUAGACGAAAAAUUAGAUGUCUUAGGUGGAAAGAGAGGCAUGGUUGUGGAUCUAAGUAAUUCUACUAAUGGGCCACCCAGACUUCCAGAAAAAGUGUUUGGCUUGGAAGGGCCUUUGAGAGAGUUGCAAACAGAACUGUUUCUGAAAGAUGUAUCUGUUGUUGGAGUCUGUGGUCUUCCUGGGUGUGGGAAAACAACCUUGGCCUCAAUGCUUUGCAGAGACAAGAUAGUUAGAGAAACUUUUAAGGACAGAAUCUUUUUUUUCACCGUUUCAAAUUCACCUGAUGUACUUGGAAUCCUCCAAAGGAUGUGGAGACAGUUGGUCAAAGCAAAAGAUAUGCCUAGGUUCUUCAACGAGGAAGAUGCAGUGAAGCAGCUGUCAGACAUUCUGAGUUACACAGAACUGCAACCUGUCUUGGUGGUCUUGGAUGAUGUUUGGUCUGAGUCAGUUCUUGAGAAACUUAUAUUCAGAAUUCCAAAUCUGAAAACAGUGAUCACAUCACGGACAAAAUUUGAACUGUUAGAUUCUACUUAUUCUCUAAGAACUUUGAAAGAGUCGGAUUCCAUGGACUUGUUCUGUCACUCAGCUUUUGUUCAAGACAAUGCCUUCGGUGACACCUAUAAGGAGUUUGCCUACCAGAUAGUGAGAGGCUGCAAAGGUCUGCCGCUGGCCCUGGAAGUGAUAGGGCAUUCACUGAGGCAUAAACCCCUGACAAUCUGGCAUUCUACAGUAGAAAUGCUUAGGCAAGGAGACAGAGUUUUUGAUGACCACAAAGACUUACUCAACUGCUUGUCAACCACGCUAACUUCUCUAGAUGAUCAACUUCGCAAAUGCUUUGCAGACUUAGGCUGCUUUCCUGAGGAUGAAAAGAUCCCAGCAACUUCCCUGAUCGACAUGUGGAUUGAACUAUAUGGCCUAAGUGAGCAUGAAGCCUAUGUGGCUUUGUUAAAACUUUCUGCCAGAUAUCUGGUGACUCUUGUUGAAAGAACUAGGAAUGAUGCUGUUGAGGAUGGAAUCUUCAAUGACCUGUUUGUUUUUCAGCAUGAUCUACUAAGAGACUUGGCCAUGUAUUCUGCUAAGGGCACCCAUGUAAACCAAAAUGCCAGACUGUUAAUGAAUCAAAGAGAAGAUGUACUUCCUAAUAGCUGGAAGGAACACACUUAUCAACCUUUUCUGGGACAGGUUGUUUCCAUGCACACAGGUGAGAUGAAUUCUUCAAGCUGGUUUGACAUGAAACUUCCCAACACUGAAGUCAUGAUCUUGAACUUCAUGUCUGAGACUUAUUACUUGCCUCCUUUUUUGGAGAAUAUGGAAAAUUUGAAGGUUCUAAUUGUUGCAAAUCAUAGCUUGAGCCCCGCAGAUCUAAGUGGUCUGCCAAAGUUGGAUUCUCUGAAAAACCUUAGCAGAAUCAGGUUAGAGAGGAUAUUGGUCUCCUCCCUUUCUGCAAUUAAAGUGCCACUGCCGGCCUUAAAAAAGUUAUCACUGUUUUUUUGUGACGUUGAUGAGGCCAAUUGCAACUCAGGACUGGAUAUUGCAGACAUGUUUCCAGAGGUCACAGAACUCGAGAUUGACUAUUGCAGUAAUUUGGUGCGUCUACCUCCUGGAUUAUGUGAGAUCAUCAAACUUCAGAAGCUGAGUUUGUCAAAAUGCCCUGAUCUAAUUGAGCUACCAGAGAGGAUUGGUAAUUUAAGCAAUCUGGAGGUUCUAAUCCUGCACGCUUGCACAUCAUUGGAAGACUUGCCAGACUCGCUAUGCAGACUAAAGAGCCUCAGAUUUUUUGAUGUGUCUGACUGUGCAACCAUCAGUAGCUUCCCUGAUAAAUUUGGUGACCUGACAGGUUUGAGAAAGAUCAACAUGAGGUGGUGUUUGCAGGUGACGGAGCUGCCUGCAUCUGUGAAGCAAAUGGAAGGUCUAAGGGAGGUUGUUUGCGAUGAAGAUACAGCGGGCUUGUGGGAACCUUACAAAUGUAUGCUCAAGGAUAUGGAACUGCAUGUGGUUAAAGAGGAAGUGAAUUUGAAUUUUCUCACUUAAGUUCAGGUUCGAGGUUUGGGAAGUAUUUCGACUUUGUUUCUCUUUUGUUAUUUCUUGUGUAUGUAUGUGUGUCACUGGAGCUUUCUAGUUGUGGAAACUGUUGCUAUGUUUGCUUAGAUGUACUUUCUGUUAACAAUUUAAAUAAAAAUCUCAUUGCAUGUGAAA
Messenger RNA from Nymphaea colorata (pocket water lily), 3240 nucleotides. Its product is annotated as probable disease resistance protein At4g33300. The record is from RefSeq and is a predicted model, not a curated record. Gene Ontology annotation, molecular function: ADP binding. Gene Ontology annotation, biological process: defense response to fungus. NCBI's taxonomy places the organism in Eukaryota, Viridiplantae, Streptophyta, Magnoliopsida, Nymphaeales, Nymphaeaceae. The transcript is spliced from 6 exons. The coding region runs from base 646 to 3075 and encodes 809 amino acids.